Messenger RNA from Argentina anserina (silverweed cinquefoil), 2841 nucleotides. Its product is annotated as protein DETOXIFICATION 53-like. Bases 1 to 2730 code for a protein of 909 amino acids. Gene Ontology annotation, cellular component: membrane. The transcript has 3 exons. Gene Ontology annotation, molecular function: xenobiotic transmembrane transporter activity; antiporter activity. Gene Ontology annotation, biological process: xenobiotic detoxification by transmembrane export across the plasma membrane. The record is from RefSeq and is a predicted model, not a curated record. NCBI's taxonomy places the organism in Eukaryota, Viridiplantae, Streptophyta, Magnoliopsida, Rosales, Rosaceae.
AUGAAACAACCAGAAGGAUUUAUUGAAGCAGGGAAAGAGAAUUUGGUCUGCAAGCUGAAGAAAUCAAUUUAUGGACUCAAGCAAGCUUCCAGGCAGUGGUACAAGAAAUUUGACUCAGUGAUUUCCUCUUUUGGAUUCACUGAAAAUCUAGUUGAUGAGUGUGUUUAUUUAAAAGCAGUUGGAGAUCAAUUUAUUUUAUUAGUACUAUAUGUUGAUCAUAUACUUUUGGCUAGCAGUAAUCUAAAACUGCUAAAAGAUACCAAAAGCUUUCUGUUAAAGAAUUUUGACAUGAAAGAUCUAGGUGAAGCAUCAUAUGUACUAGGGAUUGAGAUUAAAAGAGAUAGAGCACAGAAACUGUUGGGAUUGUCCCAAGAACAUUACAUUUCUAAAGUUCUGAAGAGAUUUAGUAUGGAACAGUGCUCUGGAGGAGAAGUUCCAAUGUCUAAAGGUGACAAGCUCACAAAAGGUCAACAGCCACAAACUGAAACUGAGAAGGAGAACAUAAAGUCAAAGCCUUAUGCAAGAUUAGUUGGAAGCCUCAUGUAUGCUCAAGUUUGCACAAGACCUGACUUAGCUUUUGCAGUUGGGAUGUUAUCAAGGUUUCAAUCUAAUCCAGGUUAUGAACACUGGGUUGCAGAAAAAAAGGUGUUGAGGUAUCUACAUAAGACAAAGAAUCACAUGCUAGUUUACAGACAAGUCAAGGAUUUGAAGGUUAUUGGAUUUUCAGAUUCUGAUUUUGCAGGGAAUGACCCUGAUUCAAAGAAGUCCCCUUGUGGAUACGUGUACAUGCUAGCAGGAGGAGCUAUUGUUUGGAAAAUCAUGAAGCAGGGAUUGAUCACAACCUCAACCAUGCAAGCUGAGUACAUAGCAGUAUAUGAAGCAGUGUGUGAAGGGGUAUGGAUAAGAAAUUUUCUACAGCAAACUCAAGCACUCAGUCACAUUGUGGAAGACGAAUUGGAAGCUUUUUGUGACAAUGAGGCAGGUGUGUACUUCUGCAAGAACAAUAAGAGAUCUAGCAAUUCCAAGCAUAUAGAUUUAAAGUAUUAUAGUGUUAGGGAGAGGGUUAAAAAGGGUGAGUUAGUGAGUUGGAUCAACAUGUGCCUUCCCGGUGCUGAAUCUCGAGGAAUUAUAAAUGGUCACGACCCUCUGAUUCCGAUGCUAGAUGGAGGAGGAGACUAUUACAAUGAAGAUGAAUGCAUGACAAUGAUGUCAAAUAGGAGCGAAGGUGGGCGCAGCACUAGCUUCAUACAAAACCUCCGUCAACGUCUGCAGCAGCAGCUUCCCGCAGAAGGGUUUCUCCGAGGACUGCCACUAAGCGAGAUAGGAGAAGAGUUACGGUCGCUGAUAAAGGUUGGAGGUCCAAUAGUGAUAACAUCCCUACUUAUAUAUUCAAGGUCUGUAAUUUCAAUGCUCUUCUUAGGUCGGCUCGGAAAAGCAGAGUUAGCAGGAGGCUCAUUAGCACUUGGGUUUGGAAAUAUUACAGGCAUCUCAAUCCUCAGAGGGCUAACUACUGGUAUGGACCCGAUCUGUUGCCAAGCUUAUGGAGCUCAAAGAUGGACUGUUCUCAGCCAAACCUUCCAGAAAACCAUCUGUCUCCUUCUGUUAGUUUCCAUUCCCAUCUCAUUCGCGUGGCUCAAUAUUGAGCCAAUUUUUCUAUGGUUUGGUCAAGACCCACAGAUUACAAGAGUAGCUAGGGUUUACUUGCUUUGCUCAAUUCCUGAGUUGCUAGCUCAAGCUCACCUCAACCCAUUGAGAGUCUUCUUAAGAACUCAAGGCCUUACCGCCCCACUUACUUUAGCUGCAUGUUUCUCAGCCCUCAUGCACUUACCCAUCAACUAUUUUUUAGUCUCUUACUUAAAAUUGGGAGUGGAAGGCGUUGCUUUGGGACUUGCUUGGAACACUUGGAAUUUGAAUGUGGGAUUGGUGAUCUACUUAGUUAUCUCAAACAGAGCAUUAAAACCUUGGAGUGGAUUCACAGUUCUCUCUACUUUUCAGGGAUGGAGACCAUUGCUAAGUUUAGCACUACCCAGUUGCGUUUCAGUGUGCCUGGAAUGGUGGUGGUACGAAAUUAUGCUGUUCCUUUGUGGCCUUUUGAGUAACCCGCAAGCUAGUGUUGCAGCAAUGGGUAUUCUGAUUCAAACAACAGGAAUGUUAUACAUCUUUCCAAUUUCAUUAAGCUGGGCCUUGUCAACUAGGGUUGGACAUUCCUUGGGAGCGGGGCAACCGAGCCGAGCGCGAUGGGCUGCCAUAAUCGGUCUUCUUGUUGCGUUUGCGUUUGGGCUAUUCGCAUUUGUUUUCAUGACUUCUGUAAGAAAUGUGUGGGGGAUGAUGUUCACAAAUGAACCACAAAUUCUUGAACUGAUUUCAACGGCACUUCCAGUCUUGGGGCUAUGUGAACUUGGAAACACUCCUCAAACAGCUGCAUGUGGAGUCUUGACAGGUACUGCAAGACCUAAGCUUGGAGCGAGAAUUAACUUGUAUUCAUUUUACCUAAUUGGAUUGCCAGUUGCUGUCAUUGCAACUUUUAAAUACAAAGUGGGGUUUCUGGGGCUGUGGCUUGGAUUACUAUCAGCACAGGUUUCUUGUGUGUGCAUGAUGGUAUACACAUUGGUUCACACAGAUUGGAAGCACCAAACUAGAAGAGCUGAGGAGCUGACUCUGGAAGUGGAAGAGGCUAAGAUUGAAGACAAAGAUGACGAAGAAAGUGGCCUAUUAGCUCCUGAUCUUUGAGUCAACCAAAGUUUAAGGACUUCAGGUUAUAAUUUACAUAGUUAACCGAGUGUCCAAGUACAAAUUAGUGUUUUGGUCAAGAUAUCCCUUUUUUUCUUCAGCAUUGGGAAG